Pocillopora verrucosa is the source of this 1678-nucleotide messenger RNA. RefSeq names its product spermatogenesis-associated protein 7 homolog. NCBI's taxonomy places the organism in Eukaryota, Metazoa, Cnidaria, Anthozoa, Scleractinia, Pocilloporidae. Gene Ontology annotation, cellular component: ciliary basal body; axoneme. The record is from RefSeq and is a predicted model, not a curated record. Gene Ontology annotation, biological process: microtubule cytoskeleton organization.
AAGAAAUGAAAAGACGUCUUUUGGAUCUUGAAUCGCCUGUUUUUGCCAGGCUGUUUUCAAUUAGAUACGUGCUCUAGAUUUUCCAUGGGGUACUUCAAAGAUCGUUAUCAAUGAAACAGAGAUGAGCUCGGGAGGUAAUUCUUCGACUCGCCUACGAAAUGGCCACUACACCUUGAAGAGUAGUGCCCUUGCACCUACAGCCAUGUCAUACAUGGGGCAGGAUUUCAUUGCAAACCACAUGAAAUCUCAUUACAGGCGAAUCCUGUCUGCUAAAGCGGCUGUUGAUACAUCUCCUCCAAAAUCUAUGAAAGCGCAUAUGAAAGCUCGUGACCAAAAAAAGCGGGCUGCUUUGGAAAGUAGAUCUGGAACUCCAUCAUCUCUUAGAGCAAAGACCCCUUCUUUGGAAUUCUUAUCUUCAUCACACAAGGAGUCAUACCCCUUAAAUUCAACAAGAAACAGGCAGUCUCCAGGUCAUAGGCAAACCACAGGGACUCCACUUCAAAGAAGUUUGUCUUUGCACUCCCUUGGUCAAGAUUGUACUCCUGCAGUGUCUUCUUCUUCUCCAAGAGAUACAGCAUUAGAACGUCAAAUGUCUACACCAGUGCUUGAUAAAAUACAAUCCAAGCCACCGGUGUCACCCAUACAAAGACAUAGAAGACAAAAAACUGAACUGAAAGGCCAUUUUCAUACAGAGAAUCAGAGAACUAAUUUUCAACAUGUUGACCAAUCUGAUCAAAGUUUAUCAAACAAUUUGGAUGGAAAUUUUGACACACUGCUGAGUAGUAAUGAAAAUCAGUCAUAUGAUUUCAAGAAUCCAGGGAUGAUGUUGAAUAGAACUGGAGAGAAGAACCUAGCAAGAACUCUUGAUAAAAAUAGAACGUUUCUUGAUGGCUUUAAACGCAGUGACAGAACAACCAGACAUAAGGAUGUUCCACGCCUUGACCUCUCAAAUGUACAAUAUAGUUACAGAGGUCCUCCAUCAAUUAGAACAGUUCCAGAGUCCCCUGAUUUCAAGGCAAACAUGUGGGAAGAGGAACAACAGUAUCUCAAAUUCAUUUCUGAUGUUACCACUGACAUCCUAGCCAGAGGCAUUUUUAGCAAUAGGGUUCUAAAGCAAGUUUUUGAAAUGCACAUUGAAAGAAGGAAGGAUAAAUUGGAUGAAAGUCGUCUGCAGGAAAUGAUAGAGCAGCUUAAGGAAGAUUUGGGAAUUACAGACAGCUAACAUGAAACCUUUCAAUUUUGAGAUCUGAUUAAUUGUCCUUUCUAGCUGCGAUACUUUUUCUUGUAAAUCAAUAAAAAAAUUUGUUGAUAUAUCAGGGAAAUAUAUUCCAGCUAGUGAGUUAAGGUUUUUUCUCACCAACUGUUCACAAGAUGGUGUAUUGAUAAUCAAAAGGAGAAUUUUCAUGUCAAUCACCACAGUCUGCAUUUUAAGGGAUGACAGAAGUUAAUUUUAAUCCUCACAUGUUUGAGGGAAAAAUCACCUUCAGAUAAUUUUGAAAAUUUAAUAUAUUGCAGUAAUAAAUUUAAAAAGACAAAAAACUUGAACAAUUUUUCGUUGGAUGGAAAUAUAAUCAACCUGAUGCAAAUCAACGAAGUCAACAGUUUAUUAAAUAAUUGACAAUUCAUUGUUACAAAUUUUAUUGAAUUUCCCAAGAGUGCAAGGAAGUAGAAAUACAAU